Molecule: messenger RNA, 5514 nt
Organism: Linum tenue
Lineage: Eukaryota; Viridiplantae; Streptophyta; Magnoliopsida; Malpighiales; Linaceae
Source: the annotation of a GenBank genome assembly
CUGCAAAAAACGCGAAUCUCUCUCGGUCUCUCUAUCCCGACAGCGAAAUCGAACUGCUUCGAAAACAAAGGUCGGGGGAAAUAAGCAACCCACCACCAGAAAUACGGAUCCCCAGCUCGCCGGCCAAUCGAAACUCCUAACGCUAUAUCGCCCUCAUCCCCAGGGUCCUAUGCUUUCUUAUCCAUCUUCUGGUGCACACUGAAACCCCACUGCAGUGGUCGAUUUAUGGUCACUAUAUUAGGCGGAGCUUGUAAAAUUAGGGUUUGGCAAAUGGCUCAGCUUUUUUUCUGGCUAUGAGGAAUUAGGUUUAGGUCCUUCGCGUAUCGAAUGAACGGAUACUUUUUUGGCGUUCUUUGGUUUUGGUAAUGGUGGUAAGUACUGUAACCCAAAUGCCUCGGGCAGAAUAAGAUGAUGGGUAGGGGUCCCGAUGGAGGUUGCGGCUCCGGCGAGAGGCCUUGCCGCCUUAUUUGUAGAGUUACUGCGCCAAACUCUCUGGCCGCUGCCGAACCUGAGGUUCCCGCCUCAAUGGAAAAGAAGACAGUUCAGUUGCUGGACGUUGAUUUCUUCUCACAGGCACGCAAAGCGUUGUGCGAGCGGUCACCGUUUGAUGUUCCUGAAGAACUUCCUGGUUCCGUUAGCUCGACUUCGACUACUUUGCCUAGUGGACUGGCCAGUUUGUUGAUGCAUUCUGAAAGCAGGAAAAAGAACAAGAAGUCACAUCAAAGCAGUGGUAAGAAGUCGUCCCGGGCAGGUGAACGUGCUAAAGGAGGGAACAUUUGGGUUGAGACUGGGGAUUACUUUAGGGAUUUGCGACUGACAGAUGUUGAUGCUUUGUUUGAGCUAUGUUCUUCUCUUAGGUCCCUAGCUGCUAGAGGUUGUUUUUCACUUCCAAACAUUGGAAAUGGGACAAAAGAGAGAUUUGAGUCCUGGUCUAACCAGGACAAUCCUGAUACUGAUCUGAAUGCCUGGAUGGAGAACCGAACUGGGAUGGUUUCAGAAAGUGAGUUGCAACAAGAAGGGCAGCAGCAGCGUGUGGAAAUUGAUAGGCUGGCAAUUCAAAUUGAUGCGACUGAGCUUUUGCCUCCUGCAGACAGUAGCUACGUCUCCCCUUCAUAUUUUUCUGGCGGCUUAGGUUGGGUUUUGGGCUGUAGGAACAGAAACUUGUUGACUUCAGAACGUCCUGCCAAGAAGCGGAAGCUGUUAAGUGGUGAUGCUGGGUUGGACAAGGUUUUGAUUGGUUUACCUUGUGAAGGCAACUCAUUAAUAUGUGAUUUCUGCUGCAAGGGCGACUUGUUGAAUGGUUUGAAUAAAUUAGUUGUUUGCUUCUCUUGCCAUGCUGCUGUGCAUAGUAAAUGUUAUGGUGUGCAAGGUGAUGAAGGCAGCCCUUGGUUUUGUACUAGAUGUAAGCAGAACAUCGAUGAUAAAGAUAUGGAGAAGAAACCAUGUGUUCUUUGCCCGAAGCAGGGCGGUGCCUCUAAACCAGUUGGUGACCAGAAUGGUAGUUCCAAAGCAGAGUUUGUGCAUUUGUUUUGCUCUAUUUGGAUGCCUGAGGUUUAUGUGGAGGAUCUGACCAAGAUGGAGCCAAUUAUGAAUGUUUCCGGCAUCAAGGAUACACAUAAGAAAUUAGUCUGUAAUGUGUGCAAGGUGAAAUGUGGUGCAUGUGUUCGGUGCAGUCAUGGAACUUGUAGACUUGCUUUCCAUCCUAUAUGUGCAAGGGAGGCAAGACAUAGGAUAGAGGUUUGGGGAAACUAUGGGCAUGAUAGUGUUGAAUUGCGUGCCUUUUGCUCCAAGCACUCUGGGAUUCUUGAUGGCAAAGACAAUUUUCAAGCUGGAGAAGCUUCUUUGAUUCUAAAAAGGGUCUCUGGUGUUAACAAUAGUUUGGCCAAGCUGUCUCCAAAUAAGCAUCACACGAUCAGUGAAAAUGGAGAUAAAUUUGCACCUUGUCUACGAUCUCCUGGUCUUACUACUUCUACUGUUAAAUCUGGAGACUUUGAUCAAGAUGGCCUUGGGUCUUUUGUUUCUAAAGAAAACAGGGAACUUUUAUCAGAUGGGGAUACAUUCCAGAGGAGUAAUCUGUUAAUGUCCCAGAGACCUGUUAUUGAGGAUCCUAGCUCAUCAGGCUCUUUAAGUCUUGCCCUUGUGAUGACUAAGUUAAUUCAUCUUGGAGAAAUCAACGGGAAAGAUGUGGCGACAGAGCUGGGCUGCUCACCUGAUUCCUUAACUGCAAUACUUGCGGAAGACAGAUUAGUCCCUGAAGUUUGGUGCAAAAUAGUCAAAUGGCUUAGCAAUCAUGCUUGCAUGGGUGCCUCCCUAAAGAAUUUAAAAGUUAAGCUUAAGUCUGCAAUGCUAUCCACGUCUGAGGAGACUUGCGAUUUUUCUGAUGUCAUGAUAGAGCAACCGUCUGACAUGACAGGUACUGUAGCUAUAAAGUCAGUUCCUCCAUGGAGAAAAACAAAAAACAACAUUAAGUUUCACAAGAAUGAUGAAACGCGUUGCUUUUCCGAGGACAUGGUGGCUGAAAAUGGUAUGGGGACUGACUUAAGAGUAGAACAGCUGGUCAAUGAAGAACCAGAAGAUGCAAACAAAGCAUCUACUUCCAUUGUAGGUGAAAUGGUUAUCUUAUAGCUAAAUAUUUAUUUGUUAGGGUGCGGUCAUCUUCAUCUCUGUUGAUGUGUGAUUCUUUUGUUGAUGCUUCCUCCCUGAUUUGAUGCGAGGAUAUCACCAUAAAUGUUUUCUUGUUUUUCAUCCUCUCAGUGUGUCCCUUGUGAAACAGUUAGUCCUAGAAGAUCCUACUAGUCGAGGUAGUAAAUAGAUUGUUAAAUGAUAGUGUCAGUGAUUUGCAAGCACCAUAUUCGCCUGAACAUGAAGGCAGCAUGAGAGAUUUCUCAGAGUGUGCUUCUUUAAGAAAGGUUGAGUCAACAGAAAGAGAAGGUUCUGGUAUGGCACUAAAGCAGAAGGAAAUUCUGGUGGAGUCUGAUGUUGAUGCACUUCUCCCUGAUCUGAUGAAAAUGGAUGCAUCUUCCAGCACUUACAUUCACCCUAGUAUCCAUCAGGAACUAAUAAGACUGCACGUAAGAGUGCCCUUCAAUGGUGGAACUAGUGACUAUGAAGGAUUCAAGGAGGUAGAAAUAUCUGGUUUGGAGGCUUCUGCAAAUGUAAACGGUUUCUGUAAUCAUAAGAGCAAAUAUGCAGAGUGCAAUGACAAUGUUUAUGACCCCAAUGGAGGCAGUUCUGAGCAGCUACUUAAGGAUGCUAAAUUGAGAGUUCUUCCGCUGUCUCCAGCAGAUGAAGUUGAAGAAGAAAUAAUUUAUUUUCAGCAUAAGCUGCUCAGUACUGCGGCUCAGAGGAAGAACAUGACUGGAAAUUUGGUUUGUAAUCUAUCUAAGAGCAUACCGAACGAGAUUGAUGCUUCAAGGAAGCAAACAUGGGACUCGGUGCUUGUUAAUCAGUACAUAUGUGAACUCAGGGAAGCAAAGAAAUGGGGAAGGAAGGAGAAGAAGCACAAAGAAGCUCAAGCUAUUCUUGCUGCUGCAACUUCUGCUGCAUCUGCUUCGUCCAGAACUUCUUUCCUUAGGAAAGAUGCUUUUGAUGAGUGCACAAUUAAUGAGAAGCUCAAUGUUUCCAGUGGGAGGCCUGGCUUAUCGUCUCAGUCAAUUCCUUGUCCAAAAGGAACACUAUCAAGGGUGGCACUUCCAAGGAUCUCAUCUGACAAAUAUUCUGAUUUUGUUCAGUCGGUUCCUGAAGUUUCCAAAGAGCAUCCUAGAUCAUGUGAUAUUUGUAGGCGGCCUGAGACAAUACUGAACUGUAUCUUAGUGUGUUCCAGUUGUAAGGUUGCAGUUCAUCUGGAUUGUUAUCGCAAUGUCAAAGAAUCUCCAGGUCCAUGGCACUGUGAAUUAUGUGAAGACUUGUUAUCAUCCCAGCAGUCUGGAGGUCAUUCUUUAAAUUUCUGGGAAAAGCCUUAUUUUGUUGCUGAAUGUGGUUUAUGUGGCGGUGCAACUGGGGCUUUCCGGAAAUGCAUCAAUGGUCAGUGGGUCCAUGCCUUCUGCGCAGAGUGGUUGCUUCAGUCAGUGUUCAGAAGGGGUCAAGUAAAUCUUGUUCAAGGAAUGGAAGAUCUCCUAAAACGGCCUGAUAUCUGCUGCGUGUGCCAUCGUAAACAUGGUGCUUGUUUACGGCUAUGGGCAUUGUCAGACUACAUUUCAUCCCUCUUGUGCAAGAAGUGUGGGUUUUUAUAUGAUGGUCAAGUUCCUCAGUGGCAAGUUUCAGCACAAGGCUUACUGUCAGCAGCAUAGUUUGGAGCAGAGGUUGAAGGCUGAAUCACAGAGGCAUGGUGUUGAUGAGUUAAAGAGCAUCAAACAAAUCAGGGUUGAAUUGGAGAGGUUGCGCCUUCUAUGUGAAAGAAUUAUCAAACGUGAGAAGUUAAAGCGGGAUUUGGUGAUCUGCUCUCAUAGCAUACUUGCCUCCAAAAGGGAUCAUACAGCUCAUUCUGCUCUUGUCCAAAAUCCUUUUUUCCAUCCUGAUGCUAGUUCAGAGUCAGCAACCACAUCCCUCAAGGGAAACACGACAGAUGGUUAUAGUGAUGCCGCAAUUCAGAGAUCGGAUGAAAUCACAGUGGACAGUGCUGCCUCUGUCAAGAAACGGCUCAAGGUCACCAUGUCUACUGAGACCGAGCAGAAAACAGAUGAGAACAGUCUUACUUCCCAACAUACACUCAACAGCAAUAGACCAAUACAGAGGCUGCAAUUUGCUGGGAAGCAAAUCCCCAGAAGAUCUGGUCUCCAUGUUCGUAGUCUAUUAGAUGAAGUAGACUCGACUUCAAGAUCAAGGAAGCGUCUAGAAACAUUGCAGAAGGAGUUGGUGAUGACUUCUGAUCAAGCAAGCAUGAGGAAUCAGCAGUUACCCAAAGGUUAUUUUUACAUUCCAGUAGAUUGCCUUCCAAAUGAGAAGCAAACAACAAUCGACGACCAGGAAGCAUCAUGUCCUGGUGGACCAUUGCUACCGUGAGAGCUAAGUAGCAAAAUUAUUAGGUUUCUUAAGAUCUGUUGGGGUUAAUCGAAUUUGAGAUUUAGUGCUAGUGCUUAGCUUACUGCUGCUGUGCUGUGCCGGCCAGUUGAUUUAAGGUGUUGUGUAUUUUACUUGAGGUAGUAAUUGUACAGUGCCGUGAGGUUGGCUUGGUUCAGUUUGUUAAAAUAGGCAGCAUGCGACAGCAUUGGUAGCAGGAGGCAGAAGCAGCGCUAUGGCAAUACUAGAAUUUACGGUGUUUGUAUGUGGUGAAGCCGGAGCCGUAUUGCUUCUGUCUCCUGCGUUGAAGUGAUUGGGGAGGUGUUUCAUGAUGUAAAGUUCUAUGUAAAUAUUUUGUUACAGGGUACAAAAGUUCUGUAAUCCAAUCAUAUCAAUGGAAAAUUUUAAGCAACAACGGGUCUGCGCUUGCUAAUUUCGCCUAUUUUGUUAAGUAUUUUUUGAACCCAGACUUGAUUUUUUAGUACACCAUAGAAAUUCCUUCCCACUCAAUGUAAC